Closterium sp. NIES-67 is the source of this 2125-nucleotide messenger RNA. The record is from the annotation of a GenBank genome assembly. NCBI's taxonomy places the organism in Eukaryota, Viridiplantae, Streptophyta, Zygnematophyceae, Desmidiales, Closteriaceae.
CUCAGCAGCGAUAGGUAGCCUGUUCUAUUGAUACGGCUUCGAUUAGUCUUACUGCAUGACCUGACACACGUUUUAUCCAACGAUUCUUGCAGCGUAGAGGCCCAGCUUUUCUUUCCUUCGUUCGACUGGCCAGCGAUUAUGGCAUCCCUCUUGCCCGGGCUCCUCGUCUUAUUACUGGCCUCCGCCAUUCUCCCCUCCAACGCCGUUCCCCUGCUCCCCUCACAAGAGACCGCGCUACUCUCCCUGAAAACCGCGUGGGGAAACAACUGCGUAGUAACCAAGACAUGGAUACCCGACACCGACUGCUCCAAAUGGGCCGGCGUUCUCUGCGACGAUCGGGGGAUGGUUAUCCAGGUUUCCAUCAGCGACCUUUCAUGCACCGGCGCAUUGACGGAAUCCGUCGGAAACCUGACGGAGCUGAUGCUGCUUGACGUGUCCAACAACUGGCGCAUCGGCGGCAGCUUGCCCAAGAGCCUCUCGAAACUACAGAAGCUCGAGUCGCUCGGCAUUCGCGAUAACAUCCAUGGAAGAUUCUCCGGCGGCCUCCCGGACUCCAUCGGGAAUCUUGCGCGCUUAACCUACCUCGCGUUCCGCGGAACGGGGCUCACGGGGAGCAUUCCGCGCGGGCUUGCCCGCUUGAGUCGCCUCGAGUACCUCGAUCUGGAAUGGAACCUGUUCACAGGCGAAAUCCAUCGGGAAUUGUCCGGCAUGGCGGCACUCAACACGUUUGACUUGGGCGGGAAUCGGUUGACAGGGUCAAUUCCCCCGACCCUCGCGAAAAUCAAGGGCCUGAAGCGAUUGCUCGUCGGGAACAAUAAGCUCUCCGGUGCGCUCCCCGUGAACGAGGUACUCGCUAUAAAGAGCCUCGAGGAAGUGGAUCUGCAACACAAUCGGUUCACUGCGUCGUCUAUCGCCGCCCUUGCGAUCCAUCCGACUCUGACAGACAUCAAUCUCAGCUGGAAUGUUAUUACGGGCAGGGUGCCCUCCCAGUUCGGGCAGAUGAAAAAGCUGGCGGCUCUGCGAUUGGCGGGAAACAGGCUGAGAGGAAAAGUUCCAGAGGCUCUGCUACGAAACAUGCCGAGCCUCCACGAAUUAGACCUUUCAUUCAACGGGCUAAGCGGAGAGUUUCCCUGGGGGUAUUUGAACACCGCCCCGGUGAUCGAGCACCUGAAACUGCAGCGCAACGCGUUUACCGGCGCGAUUCCCCCAGACGCGUUUCAAAAGGUCCACGUGGCAGUAUUCAAUAUCUCCUUCAACCUCUUCUCCGGGCCCAUGCCGAAUCUAGGGUUCAUGGGAGGAGAGGAGGAGCCGCCAGUCGACGUGCGCGGAAAUUAUUUUUGGGGCAGCCCGGAGUUCAUCAUGUCCGAUCGGAAGGUCUGCCCGGAGGAGGGGCAGGCGGACCCCGACUCAGGCGAUGACGAGUAUCUCGCAGCGCUGAACUGCCUCGGUAAGAGCAGCACCUGUAACAUGAAGCAGCAGCGGAGUGUAGCGGCCUGCACUAAGUUUUGUGGGACGAGUACGACAAAAGGGCCGUGCUCGGGACACGGCGUGUGCGUUCCGGCGGGUGGGAGCAAGUUCAAGUGCAGGUGUGCGAGUGGGUACAAAUCGGUGGUGGGGAAGCCGCACGAGUGUGUCAAGGCAUGACGCUUCCAGGGCAAAAAUAAUAAAAUUACGUCUUUAGGCGGAUGCAGCGCCAUUUUGAAAAGCCGCAUGGAGAACCAAGAGUAGUCUUGAGGCUGUAUAAGAGUAUGCGUGUGGGUGUGCAUGCAGAAGUUAUACAAUCAGGGUAGCGAAGCAUUUCUUUGUGAAGUUAGAAGUGGUGCGUGGAACAUACGGUUAGUAGGUGUAAAUAUGCUACUGCAUGUACGGUGCAUGGCAGUAGAGACGUCACAAACUUUGUGGCCCCAGAAUCAUGCCCCCCAACGUAGGAUACUUUGUGGAAUGCCAUGGGUGCACUGUGCGAAGUGUUUCGCAACAUGCAGCGAGUUAUGUGACCAGGGCGGGGAUCUGGGGACCGACUUUGUCCAGAGUUCCACAAAAGCGCACAGCAGUGUCGUAACAGCGUAGAGGCGGGGUGGGCUUUUAGAGUGAUAUGUUACAUGAUUUAGGGUAGAGCUAUAUGGUU